This is a messenger RNA of Cadophora gregata, 870 nucleotides long. RefSeq lists its product as uncharacterized. The record is from RefSeq and is a predicted model, not a curated record. The coding region runs from base 1 to 870 and encodes 289 amino acids. The transcript has a single exon. NCBI's taxonomy places the organism in Eukaryota, Fungi, Ascomycota, Leotiomycetes, Helotiales, Ploettnerulaceae.
AUGAGUAACGGCGUAGAAGAUUUCUUGGAGGAGUACGGCAGAAACGGUCGCAGACGGGCAAUACCAGGACAUUCACUGCUACCGUUCGAUGUGCCUUCUCGUCCCCCAGCGGGAGCGUAUCGCCGUUCCUCGACGACCAUCGCUAGGCCAACCUUGAGUAACAUUUCUGCUCUAAGUGGCUCAAGCAGAAGUGGUGACAGUGAUUCUGCGAGUCGAAGGUCUUCGACCUCAACAGCUCGGUCGACUGCUCCUUCCAUUCCACUCUUCGGAACUCCUCCGUGGCACGACCAACGCGGCAUGGACCCGAACGACUUCGACUAUGAUCUUCCAUGCGAGUUCGUAAUGCUAGAAUGUGGCAUAAGUUUCCCUCCAGAGAGGUACGAGGACUGGAUUGCCCAUUCGUUAUCACAUUUCCUCGGCAACGAUCCUCCGUCGUCUACCGUCUGCAUUUUCUGCGACGACUCAACGGCGUACGUCCACGAUCAGAACCCGUUUCGAACGUGGAGGGCUAGGAUGAUACACAUUGGUCGUCAUCAUCAAGAAAAUCGAGGGAUAGUGGGACCUCGCCCAGAUCACUUCCUGAUCAAACACCUGAAACAAUGCGGGCUCAUAGCCGACGAAGACUAUGAACAUAGCAUGUCCUACACGGAAAGGCAGCCAUGCGAUAACUUGGUAGAGUACGGCUUCCAGACUCCAGAGAUGAAGGAGCGCGAACGCAAGAAUGCGAAGCCAGCUGGCGGAAAACACGAUAUGAGGAGAGAACAACGUCAGAUGAGACAAGAGGGAGCGAAGGGAAUAGGUGGAAGAAGUACUUACAAGUCAUCAAAGCGGUCGAGAAAUCCUGAAGUAUAUUAUGAGCCCAGAUCAUAA